Messenger RNA from Besnoitia besnoiti, 1353 nucleotides. RefSeq lists its product as uncharacterized. The transcript is spliced from 2 exons. Lineage: Eukaryota; Apicomplexa; Conoidasida; Eucoccidiorida; Sarcocystidae. The record is from RefSeq and is a predicted model, not a curated record. Bases 1 to 1353 code for a protein of 450 amino acids.
AUGCGACUCUUUCGGAACCGUCUCGAUUGUUUGCUGAGGUACAAUCGCCAACACGAUGAAGGAAAGGUGUCGUCCACGGCAUCGUGCUUCCGAUCACACCCCAAAAAUGUCAACAAGGAUACCGGAAAAACAGAUGCCACAAAGAAUACAGAGAACAUUGGUGAUUCGAGCAACUUGUGUGGCGAUAAAGGCGGCUAUGGCAAUGAGAUUCGAAACUGUGAAGAAGAGACAACCAGUGCGGAAAGCGUUAUUGGAGAUAAAAGGUGGUUCCCUGAAGAUGUGAUAAGCAAAGCAAAAGAGGGUGACAAAUCAUCCAAGCGUGUACCUUGCUUGGACAAGUCUGUGUUUCAGUCGGGAUCCCCACGCACAUGUGCCGGUCAGAGUGUCGAAGAAGUUGGUGGAAUUGAAAGACUAAAAAGUCAUCCAAUUGCAGCAAGCAUGGAAGAUGAAGCUGGAGCGCUUCACCUGCAGCUACAGGGUAGGUUGCGCAUUCCUCCUCUAUUCAAGGUAGCUGCUAUAUUUGGUCUCGAUACAAAUGUCCAGCCUCACCAGCAAUUCCUCGGAGUCGAAGAAAAUGACAUGGUUCUCCAGCGGCUGCUCACCAACUACUUCGUCCACAGACUCUCCUCCAAACUGCAACAGGUUUCUCUUCUUCUCAAGAUGCUCCCUCCUCAUCUGCCGCUUUUUCUAGGACCCGAAAACAAGCCCGUCUUGAGGCUCUCCAAAUUGACAGGUAUUCAAAUCCUGUUAUUCGGUGCGUCGAUUGCGGAGUCGCAGAGAAAUACACGUUACCUUGUCGAUCCAGCGGUUGCUGCGCAAUGUGUAAGACGGAGCUCCUGUGGACAGGCAUCGCAGAGCGAAUUUCGGCAGGCUGAACUUCGCGGGCACAUUGACGGGGUGUUAGCGGCUUACGCCCAUAUCGCUUAUCAUUUACAACAUCCUCUCAGAAAGGCUGUAGCGUACUGCGUCUUAGUGGCGUUGAAACAAGGCCGCGAUGCAGCUAAAAAGCAAGGUGGAAAUAGCGGUUCUUCUUUGGCAACGGGCGCAGAACUGCUUGACGCUGAAGAAGGAGUACCGCGGAAGGAAAAUCACGGCUUGAACAACGCUAAGUUUGAGGCAGCGAGGGUCACGAACGAUUUCGGCCAGUCUCCAGACUUUGCAGGCCCUUUGGACAAAGAAACACCUACGGAGGACGAGCUUAUCGGCAUCGUUUCCAAGCUUCUCAGCAUGCCCCCAGUAGCCUGUGAUUCUCCAGCAAUUGUCAAGGGCGUUGCUGUCGAGAGCGCCCCAACACUGCCUCUUUGUAUUCCGCAGAUAGCGCGUGAUGAGGUUUGGGUUUUACCCCUUCCAUAA